Molecule: messenger RNA, 5964 nt
Organism: Zingiber officinale
Lineage: Eukaryota; Viridiplantae; Streptophyta; Magnoliopsida; Zingiberales; Zingiberaceae
Product: F-box/LRR-repeat protein 14-like
Exons: 4
Coding region: 189-1601 (470 amino acids)
Biological process (GO): SCF-dependent proteasomal ubiquitin-dependent protein catabolic process
Cellular component (GO): SCF ubiquitin ligase complex
Molecular function (GO): protein binding
Source: RefSeq, a predicted model, not a curated record
GAUAUAUUUUGGUCGGAUGCGUGAGAUAUUUACCUUCCUCGUCUCGUCUUUCUUUUCGAUGUUACCAAGGCGACGCUUUCUGCUCCGAUCCUGCUCUAGAUAAUAAAACCACCUGGAGUUUCGCCGUCUCUUUUCUUUUCGGAUUGAAGCCGUCGGCGUCAAUUUCGCCAGGUUGUAUUUGUGUUAUCAUGGGCUUCUUGGUGGAAGAUUUUCCAAAAGAAUUGCUUGUCGAUAUUGUUAAGAGAAUAGAAAGAACUGCCGACAGAAAUUCAAUUUCUCUAGUAUGCAAGCGUCUAUAUGAAAUUGAUCGAGAACAUAGGGAUUUCUUAAAGGUUGGAUCGGGAUUACACCCUGCAACAGAAGCACUAACUGCCCUCUGCUUGCGCUUUGCUAAUAUAAAGACACUAGAAAUUACCUACUUUGGCUGGAUGUCUAACUCGGGCAAACAAUUAGAUAACCAGGGCCUUUUUGUGCUGUGUUCCAAUUGCCCUUUGCUUACAGAACUCACUUUAAGUUUUUGUUCAUUUAUUAAUGAUAGUGGCCUUGCAUACCUAUCCUCUUGCCCAAAGCUUAGAUCCCUCAAGCUAAAUUUUGCUCAAUCAAUCAGUUCUAAUGGCAUUCUCUCACUUGUUGUUGGUUGUAAGAAUCUUUCUGCUCUUCAUCUCAUUCGCUGCAUGAGAGUGACCAGUGUUGAGUGGCUUGCUUAUCUUGGUCAGUUUGGAAAGCUUCAGGAUCUUUCAAUAAAAUAUUGCAAGGGUAUUAGUGAGGACGAUAUGAUAAAACUUGGUCCUGGAUGGAAUAAUCUUAGGCAUUUCGAGUUCGAGAUGGAUGCAUAUUACAGGCACCCAAAAGUUUAUGAUAAUUCAUUGACAGAAAAAUGGGCAAAUCAUCUGAACUGUGAAAAUUUGCGAGAGCUUAUCUUGGUGAACUGCAUUUUGCCUCGAAGCAGAGGGCUUUGUUGUUUGCUAUGGAGAUGUGAAGCACUCAUUAGGCUUAACUUGGAUAUGUGCAUUGGGGUCAAGGACAGUGAUAUGAUUGCAUUAUCUCAGAAGUCAAGGAACCUAAGAAGUAUUUCAAUUCGUAUCCCUUCACGGUAUUUCGUGUCUAUUUACCAAACCAGUUCACUGAGAUUUUCUGAUGAGUCAUUGACAGCAUUGAGUAUUGGAUGUCUGCUGCUAGAAGUGUUCGAACUAUCCUUUUCUGACGGAGAAUUCCCAUCCUUAUCUUGCUUGACACAGAGUGGUAUCCUUACAUUAAUCCAAAGUUGUCCAAUCCGAAUUUUAGUACUCGACUCUACUUGCUUCUUUAAUGACAUUGGGAUGGAAGCCCUUUCUACUGCCCCCUACUUGCAGACACUGAAGCUAGUUAAAUGCCAAGAAGUUACAGAUGAGGGAAUGCAACUUAUUGCAUGCUUUCCUUGCUUAACUACUCUUUCACUCUGCAAAUGUUUAGGCAUUACGGAUGAUGGAUUUAAGCUGCUAAUUGGGUUACACAAGUUGGAUCUUCUGAUAGUAGAGGACUGCCCUCAGAUUUCUGAGGAUGGUGUACAAAGGGCUGCCAGGGUUGUUUCUUACAAGCAGGAUUUGUCUUGGCUUUACUAAGUUAUUUCCAUCAGCAUAAUGUUCUUCUGUAUAGCUAUUCAAUUGUUUGCCUUCCACCUUCCAGAUGUACACUGGCAUAGCUUGUGGUUUUCCAUAAACAGUAAACAUAUUCUUAUCAUAAAGGGUCCAAAUAGCAUAAGGAUAUGUUUAUUUCAGGGAGAAGCAAGUAAAUCAAGACGAUGUGAAGACUGCAAGAAUUUUCUUGUCCUAUUUCAGGAGUGAAUCCAUUGGAGCUACUAUUCCAAGGUUUGAGGUGUAUAUGUGAUUGAUGAUGAAGCGUUUUUUAAGAUUGUCAGAGUAAGAGAUAACAAAGUGAGAAAAGCAAAGUAGUAGAAGGGAGGCGAUCUUGGAAGCAUCCAAUCAAGGUGAGGCCACUAGAAUUGUAUUCCAUAGUCCUUAUACUUUGUCCUCUCUUAUAAAUCAUAGUUUGGUUUGCUUAAGUAGAUAGACAUUGCUUACGUUUGUUUUAGCACAAUUUGAACAGUUUAAUGGAAAGAAGAGUAUAUUUUGAUAUUCUUGGUAAGAAGAAACAUGGAUCAAAUAUUUUCAUGCAAGGUUUGAACUUCUAUAAACUAGGGUUUGUACUGAAUAUUGCUAUCAUUUAAUCAGAAAAACCCAUUUGCCUUUCAUCUUUUUCUUACUUUUUUUGAGGUGCCCUCAUAGUUACGAUGUUGCUAUUUUAUGCCCAAUAUUCCGUUAACAAUAACAGAGAGAAAGGAGCAUGGUUUGAGACUUAUGCUGCAACAUGUGAAGAAAAGGGAUGGGUAUGGGAUGACAAGAGUAAACAGAGUUUGCAUUAAUCGCCAUGACUUCUUCCACUUUCUUGUCCACCUUAUUCUUAUUCUCCAAUGUUGUUGACCUUGUAUCACAAAAAGGCUUCCAAACUGAGGAUUAGGAUUCAAAUUUGCAUCCAAUUUGUUAACCAAUUAGGCAUUAAAGUAGGGGAUUCAUGCAUGAAUUGUGAUUAUUCAUGCAUGAAGAGUGUAUUCUAAAUAUGUGUAUUUUAUCUAUUUAUAUUCAUAUCUAAAAAAAUUAAAGUAUUUAAUUUAUAUUUCCAAUAGCACAGGUUGCAAGUAGAAAUAACUCAAUCUGAAUAUGAUGCCAAUUCAUAAUCAAACUACUGCUCAAAUAGAAACUUGUACAACUCCUUGUGAGUUCCAUGCAUGUUUUAGUCUUCUUUCACUUCUCGUUCUUCCAUUGAAUCACUGAAUGAACAGUGACAUUGCACUGCUUUGCUUACCCACUUUCCUCAUUACUCAUCAAACUAAACCAAUUGACAUCAUCUAGCAGUCUAGAAACCCAAAUUUAUGCACGCAACACUCUCGAUCAGGCAUCCUUUGUGUACCUUCUGCAUUUGUUCUUAAGAGAAGCAGAGGAGGAUGUGUUGUUCUGCCAGUUCCUUUUCCUUUGGUUGAUGAACCAGUUAUUGAUCUGCUUCAGUUGCAACCCGGUCUGUCGCACCAGUGUAACCUUGUCCUCCUCCUGUGGCAUCCAAACCGAACCAAACAUGGUCAAGAUAAACAGUUCAUUCGAGUAGAUCAGGGGAUGAAUACAUACUGUUGGGUAUGGCCAUUUGGAGUGGGAUUGCCACCAUGCUUUGAGAAGACAGGUAGUGCCCCCUGGGAGCCUUCCUGCUCUUCGUUUGCGAAGAAUCUCCUCUCUUAUGUCGGCAAGCUUCUCUUUGUAGCCCUGAAAUUCAAGAAUUUGAUACCCUAGCCCUGAAAUCAAACUACCAAAUCCUUAACGCUUUCAUGGUUGUAGGUUUUGCUUGCAUACUUGCUUGAGUUCUUGCUUCAGCUCCUUCCUGAUGUUCUCCAUGAGAGAACGCUCUCUUUCGUUCGGAAGGCCGAAACCCAUGUCAUCUAAUCCAUCUGAACUUUCAUCAGACCCAUUGAUGUCACCAUCAGUUUGAUCUUCCUCGUCGCCUGACAUGGUUGCCCCAGUGCCUUCGCCAGGCGAGGCACCUAAAGGAAUUGUGUAAAUGUCUAAUAUGCGGAAGAGAAAUUGAGACAAAGGGCAAUGUCAUCACCUGUCAAGACCUGAAGAUUUUGCUCGAGUUCCCAACACGCUAUUACUGCAUCCAUUGCAUGGACACGAACGUGGUGUUGUAGCUGCUCCUUGAAGGUAAACAGCAGCAAUAGAUAUUGUGUCUAUUUUGAAAGAAAGAGAAAAUGAAUCAAUAUAAAUAAUGAUAUUUGAAAGCAUUGACAUAUUUAUGUAAUUGAAUGCUAAGCAUUAAACUAAACUAAAAAAUGAUAUUGUGUCUACAUGAAAGCAUUGACAUAUUUAUGUAGCUGCUCCAUGGAGCGUGAAGUUUGAUGGGCUCCAUGGAAUUAAAUUGUGAGCGUGGGAUUGUGAAGAUCAUGGAACUUAGUGAGAAUCUCAUUGCUUGAGUGCUUGGCUUAUGAUAGUUGGAUUGAGUUGGUGCACCUGAGCUCAGGAAGGAGCUUAGUGGACUAGAGAAAUGGAGCUUGGAUCAAAUGUUGGUUAUGGAGCUUGUAGAGCUAGUUGGUGCACCUGAGCUCAGGGAGGAGCUUAGUGGACUAGAGAAAUGGAGCUUGGAUCAAAUGUUGGUUAUGGAGCUUGUAGAGCUUAUUCCUUCACAGUUAGCUUGGAUCAAGGUAGUGCUGACUCAGAAAACUUAUCAACAUAGAUACAUGGACGGCUCCCCGGGGCUCAAUCCAUAAAAUUUUGGAUUUCUGGGCUCGCCAUGCUUCUUUAUGUCAAUCAUGGUGGAUUUUUCCUUAUGAGCUGUGCGAUGCGUUGCAUGUGGAUGAAUGCUUUGAAUAAUUCAACCCUUGCUUCAUUGACAGCUGGUAAGGCCUUUUGCCAGUAGGUGUCUUGUCCUUGAAAGUGGCUUCUUUUGCGGAAAUUUGAUUUCUUGAGCUGGCAGAUAAGUUCAAGCUCUCUAAUGCUGCUAAGGAUGUGCUUGAUUGCUGUCCACUCGAUGUUGGCCAUAUGAGAGCGUUUGUCGUGUUCUUCUUUGUUGUAGAUACUUGUCCUUCCCGUAUAGCAGGCCAAUUCUUCAUAUUGUUGAAGGAGAUCAUAAGGCCCGCUAGGUGUUGGGACGCCAUCAAAUUGGGUUUGUCCUUGAUCUGCUAAACCUUCAAACAUCACAACUCUCUUGAUAUUUUUAUAUUCCCUUGGACAAUCUCGGGCAAAAUGGCCUUCCUCUCCACAAAGAAAGCACUUACAUUUUUUGUUCCUUAACAGAUGCUUCUUCUUUUCUAUGCGAGCAUGAGACUGAUGAGGCUUGCCUUUAUAAGUAGUGGAUUUUCGAACUCCAUACCUUCUUUUUGAAUCUUGAUAAUAACCGGGUAUAGGUAUUUAGUUGCAAAAUGAUAAAUCUUUUAAUGACCUACUAAAGGCAGCCUUUUUGCAUUCUUCUUCUAAAUAUCUGUAAGCAAAAAUAAUACGGGGGUGUACCCCCAUUGUGUUACCAGGGUACAUAUAUUCAAAAGCAGCUUUUAUUCUUCUUCCAAGGUCCCCUGGAAGUUUUAACCAGAAUUUCUCAGAUAAUUCAGGACCUGUAAAUAGGUGACCUGUCUUUGCAGCAAGGUUCAUAUAUUCAUUCAUGAAAGGUAUAAUAUCCUUAAUUUGAGAACAUGUUAAUCUCUCUAAAUCCCUGUACGCUCUAUCUUGCAUAUCAGUAGAUCUUUGAAAUGGAUCUUCAAGAAUAAAUACUCUUCUAAUUUGAGAGAUUAGAUUUUGCGUUCCAUUUCGUCCAUCAGCUGAUCUUACUAGUUCAGUACAUUCAUUUGGAAAAGUCAUGCGCCAUUGAAUCCAGGUAAGUCUUUCUGCUUCCCCCAAUAAAUUUUCAAUAAAAUCAGCCUUAUCUUGUGUAUCUGUGAAGUUCUGCAUGGCAACCACAUUCUUGGUGAUAGCUUCCCAUCGUAAGAAGGCAUCCUCAAUUUUUCCUAACUGCAUAGGAAGAGUUAAUAUGACUCCUGUCUGUUGCUGUGCCGAUGGUUCCGGCUUUGGCCUUGUUGGAGGGUAGCCAAUUGGAUUCAUAGUUGUAUCAACAGGUGGCCUGUAUUGGGACACAGCCUUCUGAGAAUAUAUUUGUUCUGACAGACGCUGUAACUGUGGAUAUUCUGUAAGAAAUUCGUCUUCUUUUCCGACAGCAAAAAUAUUAUCUUCAGAUAAGCGUUGUAAUUGUGGAUAGUCAGUGCAAAACUCGUUCCCACCAUCUUCCACUGCGAAAGGAUUAAUAAAAUCAUCUGAAGAGAUUUGGGAAUACCUGUUUCCGUAUCUUGCAACAUUAGAUAUUGUAAAUAGUUGAUAUAAUCAUCCUGGAUAUCUAAUGUAUUGACAUAUAGGAAAUGUCUUUGAUCAAGAAAUUCAAUAUACUCUGGUUCUUCAA